Messenger RNA from Sinocyclocheilus anshuiensis, 1206 nucleotides. RefSeq lists its product as uncharacterized. Bases 1 to 1206 code for a protein of 401 amino acids. The record is from RefSeq and is a predicted model, not a curated record. Lineage: Eukaryota; Metazoa; Chordata; Actinopteri; Cypriniformes; Cyprinidae. The transcript has 4 exons.
AUGGUGUAUGCAUUGAACAGACUACAGGAGAGUUUCACUGUUGAGCAUCCAUGUUGGUUCUGCUUUGCAAAGAGGAGUGAAAUCCAGGAGAAGGAGGUCCAGUCGGGAGCAUUUGAACUGAGAGCCAAGCAGGAGCAUGACAGGCAAGUGGCUGAAGUGUUACACGAUGCGAGUUUGGUAAAGCAGUAUGAAGUGAAAGAGAGACCAAAUAUGGAGACAAGGACCAUACUCAGAGUUAUAGUUUGUGACAACGACAUCAGACAAAUCGUACUUCCUGUGAAACCACAGACAGUUUACUCACUGUUGGAACAACUUGAAGAAAAGCUGGGACUUCAGUAUAAGUUCACACUUCAGUUUGAGGAUCCAGACUUCAACAAUUCCCUUGUGAAUCUUACCGAAAUUGCUGACUUGCCAGAUAAGCCCACACUGAAGAUUGUCUCCCUUGUGACGACACCAACCCCUAGCACAGUUGACACUGAAGUCCUGUCUGUGGCUUCUGAUGAGCAUUCACGUCAUAGUCUACGGACCGCAUGGCCAGAAGCUUUCGAGAUCCCUACUUUUCCUGUUGACGUUGAAUACAGAUUACGUCAGGGAAAUCUACAGUACAUGCGAGAUCCAACAUAUCUACAAUUGUCAGGAGAGCUUAAGCAUGAGAUUCUCGAAAAACUCUCAGAGACAAUAUACAGUUACAAAGCUUACCCUGAUAAGGAAAAUUCCGAGGCUGUUGCUGCUGCUUUGAUAAUAAAACAUCCCUGCCUUACCCAGCCUGGAUCAUCUAACGGGUGGAAUGGGUGGUAUGAUAGCCUCAGAUGGAAAAUGGGUAAUUACAGUUCAAAACUGCGUCGAGCUGGAUGUUUGGAGGUAUCCAUAAAUGGUGGGAAAAGAAGAGGACAGCAGCCUCAGAGAAACAUCAAAAGACCCAAGAGGUUUGAAGUCAAUUUUCUACCGAACUUCCCUGAUGGUGAAGAUGAAGCCAGCAUGGAGUCCAAAAGGAAAGAGAUGGUGGAAGACAUGAAGAAACGUCGUCUUAAUGCUGCACUGAUAGCCCAGAACAUGAACUCUACAUUUGCCUUGCGUGGAAAGUUGCAACUUGGCUGGCUGCAACAUGGCUGGUCCUGCCGGCGCAGGGAAGGUCGCAGCCAGAUUGGAUGUCCGAGAGGCAAGAAGAAAAAAACGCAGAAGAAGAGAGAAGAGCGAAGAGACUGA